AUGUCUCGCUUUCACUCUUCUUCUUCCACUGGCAGUGCUCCUGGGGCUGCCAGUUCCAACUCUACAAACAUGUCGGCCCCUUGCGGUCGUGGAUAUCAAGUUCCACAAACCUCUCACUCUCUCCAUCCCCCACCCAUCCAUCCUCUCCACGUCCCAUACGUGUGUGACCAACAAAUGGAACUCUCUUUGGAUCCUUCAAACAUCCAUCCACCAUAUAACAGGCCUGGAAACCUAUCUUCUUCCACAACUUCAGCCUCUACGCAGGUCAAAAAAACCAAAAACAAUUCUCCUUUGUCAUUGCGUUUGAUUUCUUCUUCUUCUUCUUCUGCAUCUUCAUCUAACUAUUCAGACUCCUGUGGAUCUUACGAGUCGAUCGAUUGGUCGGCUCUUGAGAUCAAACCCCAUCCUAUGGCCUCCAAACGCUACAAGUCCCCCACGAUGUAUUCUGACUCCAUCCAGGAGGAACAUACAUCCUCUAACUUCAGCACCGGAUCCAGCGAUCAUUUCCACAUCGGCUCCCCUUGCAUCAACAUAGGUCUUCUACUUGAUGUGAAGGCCCCUCCCCCCAGGCCCUUCGUCACUGACGAUACAUCGGACUCCAUGGAUUACCCCACUGUCAAGGCUCCUCCUCCCAGGUCCUUUGUCGCUGACAACCUAUCGGACCCCUUCUUGGAUCACCCCAUUGUCCUUCCCUCUGGAUCUGGAAUUCCUCCCCCUCCCCCCAAAACAAGGUAUGUAUUCCGUUCGGCCACCCCUAGCCCAGGCACCACCCCAUCUUCCAGGGAUUCCUUUUCGGCCCACCACACUGUCUCCAUUUCCUCCGGAUCCCCUUUCAUGGCCUCUAUUUCCUUGGACCCUUUCAAUGGCCUUUCCUGUUCCUCUUCUGUCUUGACAGAAGAUGGUUCAAACCCCCCUUCUCCUUCUCCUUCUCCUUUUCUUUCCGCUUCCCCCCAGCUGCCUGUAGUACACUUGCAGCCCCGCUUAUUCAGGUUAGCCAGACCCAAAACUUUCACCCAGCUAUACCUGCAGCAGUCUCGCUGUUUCAGUCGAGCUAAACCCAAGACUUUUACCCAGCGGUGGUCAGAAACGAUCCUUGAAGAGCAAGUCCUCGAAUCCCGAGCCCAUAUCAUCACACCAGUUCGACCUUUGAGUCAAAGUCCGAUGGCAGCAUCAGACUCUGGUUGUGAAAUUGUCGCUCAAUCUCCUUUGUCAGACCCCUUCUGCAUAUCCCGAGAGCCCAGCCCAUCCCCGGAGCCAAUUCCAUCCCCCAGUCCCCAGGCCACUCCCAGGAGAAACAUUGGUAGGUUUCACGAUGCACGCCAACUUUCAUCCUCAUCCUCAUCCGAGGAUGAAUCGGACACCACCGCGGAUUAUCCCUCCUCCCUAGACGACGACCCCUUGGACACACCGGAGCCAGAAGCCACCCCAUGGACCAUUGCCCCAGUGCAAUCCUGGAUAUCCCGGAACGCCUCGACCAUUAAAACGGUUGCCAAAUGGACCAUUGUUGCAGCCGCAAUAAUCCUUCCAAAGAUCCUUUGGAAAUGGUGGCCAGAAAUGAUCCACGUCCUCGUCGUUCUGGCUGGAAACCCUCAAGCGUUGAGAAGAUUAGAACGGAUCAAUGAGUCAAGUGUUAUGGAUGUUAGAGUAUGGAUUUCAGAUUUCGAUUGUUAG
Messenger RNA from Botrytis fragariae, 1671 nucleotides. RefSeq lists its product as uncharacterized. The coding region runs from base 1 to 1671 and encodes 556 amino acids. The record is from RefSeq and is a predicted model, not a curated record. The transcript is spliced from 3 exons. NCBI's taxonomy places the organism in Eukaryota, Fungi, Ascomycota, Leotiomycetes, Helotiales, Sclerotiniaceae.